Lotus japonicus is the source of this 1126-nucleotide messenger RNA. RefSeq lists its product as uncharacterized. Lineage: Eukaryota; Viridiplantae; Streptophyta; Magnoliopsida; Fabales; Fabaceae. The transcript has 3 exons. Gene Ontology annotation, molecular function: hydrolase activity. The coding region runs from base 115 to 1059 and encodes 314 amino acids. The record is from RefSeq and is a predicted model, not a curated record.
AUAUGUUGGAUUCAGACAAAAGCAUAGUAUAGAUAUUUUUGACAGAAAUAUUCCCUCCCUCUUAUGGCCAGAGUUUACUGAGAGCAGAUAUUAGCACUCAGCCAGAAGCCCAGAAUGGAGUUAGCAACUGCAAGAGCAAGCAUAGUCCAAGUUUGCGUUUGUGCUUCAGUAACUAAGCCUCUCCGGAGUCAAUGCGAUUUCCUUCCAAAUCCGAACCUUGCUUCUGCUUCCCCUCUCUUCUUUUGUUUUCAGAAGAAAUGCAAAUUGAAUAGUCAAAAACCAGUUCAAGGUGCUGCAGUCUCGAAAAUAUCAUGCAGUUUACUGAAUGUGGAAAAUGAGAUAAAUGAUGAAGCAUGUGAAUUAGUCAGUGGAGUAGAGGUUUCACUUGGAGAUGACGAUGAUAAUAUGAGUGCAUAUCUGCUCAAGGCAGUCAAAAAUAAUAAUGGAACCGGCCUAUUGCUUCUUUCAGAUAUUUUUGGAUUUGAGGAUUCCUCCACUAGAGAUUUUGCAUACCGGGUAGCUUGCAAUGGUUACAACAUUCUAGUUCCUGACUUGUUUCGCGGAAAUCCAUGGACAAAGGACCAGCCAAAGAGUGCAUUUGAACAAUGGAUUGCAAGUCAGGAUCCUGAGAGGAUUGCAAAAGACAUCACCACAUGGACAAAAUGGUUGGUUGAUGAAUUCAUAGCUGCAGGAAUUUCCAGAAAACUUGGUAUAAUUGGCUUCUGCUUUGGAGGUGGGAAAGUGUUAGAGGUGCUGGCACAAGACCAAGGCGCUUAUUUCGGCACCGGAAUCUCCUUCUAUGGCACAAGGAUGGAUCCACUUGCUGCUUCUGAUGUAAAAGUUCCUGUCUUGUUUAUUUUAGGGGACAAUGACCCUCUUUGUGCUGUAAGCGAAAUUGAAAAUAUUGAGAAGAAAAUAGAUAGGGGCUCCAAAGUAGUGAUAUUUCCAGGUAGAGGUCAAGGAUUUGUACACCGGCCUGCAUCUCUUGAAGAAGAUGAGGAUGCUGAACAAGCCUUUGUGAUUAUGAAAGACUGGCUACAUGAUCAUUUGAUGGUAUAAAAUGAAAUACUGAGGCUAUACAUAAUGUCUAUUAACUUUUUCAUAAGAUUCGUUCUUUUUUUCUGCA